Molecule: messenger RNA, 3359 nt
Organism: Cuscuta epithymum
Lineage: Eukaryota; Viridiplantae; Streptophyta; Magnoliopsida; Solanales; Convolvulaceae
Source: the annotation of a GenBank genome assembly
AGACAAUCAUCUUGAGAUGGUUUGAGACUUGCCCGAAUUCUUCAUCCACUAUCAAGCGAGCAAAAAGACUUAAAAGAGACUCAGAAAGUGAAGUUCUGUUGGUUUGGUUGCGGCAGCUGCGUUCCACUUCUAACCCGCAAAUCACCAGGCCCGACUCCUGGAUCUCUGCCAUAGCUCAUAUCUCCGAGCCUCAGCUGUCAUGUCCUUCACUUUUGACUGACUCAUGGAAAUGUCGGCCUCGCUCGCCUCAUCAGAGCAGCCUCGAGUGGGAACAUCUAAUGCGGUAUUCAAAAGCGGGCCACUAUUCAUCUCUUCAAAAGGACUAGGUUGGAAGUCUUGGAAAAAGCGUUGGUUUAUUCUUACGCGCACAUCUUUGGUUUUCUUCAAAAAUGACCCUAGUACCCUUCCACAACCCCGUGGCGAAGUUAAUCUGACUUUGGGAGGCAUAGACUUAAAUAACUCUGGAAGUGUGGUUGUUAGAGAUGAUAAAAAACUGCUAACUGUACUCUUCCCUGAUGGACGUGAUGGUCGGGCAUUUACUCUUAAGGCUGAAACAUCAGAAGAUUUGUAUGAGUGGAAGACUGCUCUUGAGCAUGCUCUUGCUCAAGCGCCCAAUGCUGCACUUGUGAUGGGACACAAUGGCAUUUUUCGAAGUGAGAAUGGCGAUUCAGUGGAGGGGUCUUUCCAUCAUUGGAGGGAUAAGCGUCAUGUUAAGUCUUUGGUUGUUGGACGGCCAAUCUUGCUUGCCCUAGAAGACAUAGAUGGUGGCCCAUCCUUCCUCGAAAAGGCACUUAAAUUUCUUGAGAAGCAUGGAACGAAAGUUGAAGGGAUAUUGCGACAAUCUGCCGAUGUAGAGGAAGUAGAGCAAAGGGUAAAAGCAUACGAGCAAGGUAAGACUGAAUUUGGUUCAGAUGAGGAUGCCCAUGUAAUUGGUGACUGCGUGAAGCAUGUACUGCGCGAGCUGCCAUCAUCUCCUGUUCCUGCAUCUUGCUGCACUGCAUUGUUGGAGGCAUACAAAAUUGAUAGGAAAGAAGCUCGGUUGAAUGCUAUCCGCUCUGCAAUAGUUGAGACAUUUCCUGAACCCAACCGACGGUUACUACAGAGAAUUGUGAAGAUGAUGUAUACAAUCUCUUCACAUGCUUCUGAGAAUAGGAUGAAUUCAUCCGCUGUAGCUGCAUGUAUGGCACCAUUGCUUUUGCGACCUUUAUUAGCUGGUGAAUGUGAGUUGGAGGAUGAUUUUGAUUCCAAUGGUGACAACUCGGCACAGAUUCUUGCUGCUGCUAAUGCUGCUAAUAAUGCCCAAGCUAUCAUUACAACACUCUUAGAGGAGUACGAGAAUAUUUUUGAUGAGGAUAAUCUACAUCGAUGCUCUAUUUCAGCGGAUUCACGCAUUGGAAACAGUGGCAGCGAAGAUUCAAGUGAUGAGGAGAGUUUGGAGGUGAAAGGCAUUGGUUAUCAUGAUGCUGAAAAUGAGGCCUUGCAAGAAUCAGAUGAUGAUCAUGAUCGUGUACUUAGUGGAAAGCUAAGUGACAGCAGUAGCUCUGCUGCCAGUGAUCUUUAUGAUUACAAGGCAUUUGGAGGUGAUGAUUCAGAUUUUGACUCUCCAAGGAACAAUCAAACAGCUGGAAUUGAGUUUAAACCAACUGCAGACUCUCAGCCAGCUACAGAUUCAAACAUUUUAUUUAGUGAACAGCUGGGCGGCCUAGACCGACAUAAAAGGACAUCUGAGUGUGGGAGGGCUACUCCUUCUGAAUCAACAAAUAAUGGAUCUCAGCGGUCUAUGGGUGAAAUACUUUCAUCUAUGGAUCAAGGGCUAUUUCAUCCUUCCUCUGGGAAAAAUUCACCCAUUGGGAGGUCCUCCAGUAAAUUAACUUCCCCCCAUCUCAAUGUCAAAAGAUCAUCAUUCUGGGGCCGAAACAGUGCAAGAAAGACUCCAUCAGUGGAUUCAGUUGAUUCUUCUGGAGAGGAAGAGCUUGCUAUACAGAGACUUGAGACUACUAAAAAUGACUUGCGUCAUAGAAUUGCGAAAGAGGCAAGAGGGAAUGCAAUUCUGCAGGCUAGCCUUGAGAGAAGGAAACAAGCAUUGCAUGAACGACGAUUGGCACUGGAACAAGAUGUUGCAAGAUUACAAGAACAGCUACAAGCUGAGAGGGACUUGAGGGCUGCCCUGGAAGUUGGAUUGAGCAUGUCUCCUGGGCAGUUAUCAGGCUCUCGCGGUAUGGAUUCUAAGACAAGGGCUGAGCUUGAAGAGAUAGCACUUGCUGAGGCUGAUGUGGCUAGACUAAAGCAGAAAGUUGCAGAGUUACACCAUCAACUUAAUCAGCAGCGCCAAAAUCACUUUGAUCCUCUAGCUGAUGCUUGUGAUCGUUUUCAACAUGCCCAAAACGAUAGCCCUCAACUGAAAUACUUUCAGCAAGAUUUUGACACAACCCUUGCUUUCUGUAAUCAUGAAAGGAAACAAAGGACUGAGGAACUGUUUUGUUCGGAACUGAGGAACGUCAAAGGACCAGCUCUGACGCCUGGCAACACUAGCAGGCAGGCAGCUCACAAACAUUCAUUGGAGUCCACGAGCUUGAGUGAUUCUAAGAGUGCUGAAGCAUCAACCAGUUUAUCCGUGGAUGAAUUUGGUGUUGUUGUUGACUCCGUCUCUCUGCCAUCUACCUCAAGGGCUACGGAGGAACUGUUUUGUUCGGAACUGAGGAACGUCAAAGGACCAGCUCUGACGCCUGGCAACACUAGCAGGCAGGCAGCUCACAAACAUUCAUUGGAGUCCACGAGCUUGAGUGAUUCUAAGAGUGCUGAAGCAUCAACCAGUUUAUCCGUGGAUGAAUUUGGUGUUGUUGUUGACUCCGUCUCUCUGCCAUCUACCUCAAGGGCUACGGAGGGAUUGGGUUAUGGUCGGCAUCCUCCUCCAGUCAUUGCAUCUUCCACCUUGGUGGAGUUGACCACACGAUUGGAUUUCUUCAAAGAAAGACGUUCUCAGCUGAUGGAGCAGUUGCACAACCUUGACCUAAAUUACGGGUCAGCUCCACAAGAUUUCAUGUACAAACCACCAUCUUCAUCUCCACCGUGGAACUGAUCAACGGACCAAAGGUGGGGAGGAUACUUGACACAGUUGACAGCAUUUGCAAGGUGUUGCGGGAUCUUACCAUUUGUACAUUCUUUUUUCAUUACUACUGCUGCAUAUGCAUAUUCCCACGAUGUAUUUUUUUUGGGAUGCCAUUUUUCUUUCUUUCUAACUGUUCUCUGAAAUAGAGUGCUCGGUUUGUUAAUCAAUAUUAUGAGUUCUGUGCACUCUACUGUUGUUGUAAGCAUCAUCUUGGCUAUUGUGUAAUAUAUAGAGUUAUGUUUUGUUCUUU